CGAGCAAAGAAUAUAUAAAAAGAAGUAAAAAGAAAGAAAAAAGAACACGAAGCGUGCAAUGGGAAUUUUUUUAGUUAGGGUUUCUAUCGAAGCUAGGGAGAAGGUCAAAUCUUGCUAGGUGCGAAGGCGAUACGAGGAGAAACGGCAGACGCGGGGUUGUCCACCUGAUGACCUUGCCGUUGAAAAAAUCGUGGAGUAGCCGGCAGCGAGCUCGGAACUGGCGGCGUGAGCCAUCUGCGAGCCAGUUCAGUUGUAGAGCGCGCGAGACUAGGACUAAUCCUAAUAAACGCCGAGCCGAAGUCGUCGCCGAGGUCGGAUAAACGAGCGCACGAGCUCAACGCAACUUGUCCACUCUUUCAGUGAAUCGAGAAAUUACGGAUGAAUCGUUCGUCGAUGCCUAUGAGGUAACUAAGUCUAAAGAAUACAGAGAGAACCAGAUCCGAGUACUUACGUGAGAGAAACGAGAAAGAAAAAGAAAUGGGGAUAUCGUUGAUCUGGAUCUUACUCUUGCAACUGUUAUUCGGUAUCGCACAUUCGUAUCAAGAAGCCGAUUUCGAUGGUUGGUAUCAACCAGUCGCACGUCGACCGGUCGACGUUGUUACCGACAUUGUUAACGAUCUCGGGGUGAGAAUCCUUCAACAAUACAGCAAUCUUGGAAAUGUCGCCUUUUCACCAAUCGGAGUUGCUUUUGUUCUGGCUGCGCUCUACGAAGGAUCAGCUGGCGGAGGAAGUCAUCAGAUAGCAGAAGCUUUGGCUUUACCACACGAUCGAGAUAUCACCAGGAUCGGUUUUCGUGAUAUUCAUCGUCGACUCAGAACUUACCUGAACGCCGAUGGUUUUUUGGGUGGCUUGACGUUAAACAGAGAAAACACCAAACUCCGACCAGAAUACGAGGACAUUCUACGAUUUUAUGGCUUCAAUUUGUCGGAUGUAGAUGAGAAAGAAUCCAAUGAUACGACAACAGUGUCCACAGGAACUACCGAAGUUACAAAUGCAUUGAUCACUGAAUCGGAGGAUUCAACUAAACCACCGACAACUAUAAUUGACACUACUCUUUCCUCAGAUUCUUCAACCAUCCCGGAAUCUAUAGAGCUACCCGUAACCUCGAUUUCCGUAUCUUCUAUGACCGAAACAGUUGGAACUACAAUCAGCGAAGGGAUGGUAUCGGAUAGGCUAACGCAAGUAUCUAAUAUUACUACGACGAUUUCCAGUGCAAGCGAGGCUAAUACCUUUACUACGACCGUGACUGGUGGAAACUUGAAUACUAUGUCUCAAAAUUCUACGCUUUCUAUGCAAUCACCAGCUGUUACAAUGCCGUUUGAGACAAUGCAAAGUACGGUUGGUCAAACUAUCGGAGCAACGAGCACAAUUAUACCGAACGUGCCUGAUACGACCACCGUAAUAAUGGCCGAUUCCCAAACAACGGUUAACACUGCUAUUUCGAAUUUGCAAAAUGCAGAAAAUACAAUGAUUCCAACGAGUACAUUAUCUGUCACUACGAUAAUUGCAUCUGUAACACCUUCGAAUAUGCAAGCAAGUUCAACAGACUCGACCGGUCAGAUCGAGGCAAUGACCUUGUCUAUAGAUACGUCAUCGGUCGAAACGAAUAUAACAACGACGACUCCAGUUUCCGUAACAGCGAACGCGGGGAGUAAUCUCGAGGUCGGACCUCCCGCUGAAGAAAGUACCGUUUCGACGGAUCAGCCGACAAGUGGACCGAAUACCAUGCUCGGAAUUGUGGAUCUUGGAUCUACGAAUCCGAUAAACGAGGGAGGACAAGCAACGACCACAGUGCCAGCUUCGAUAGAAAAUGCCUCGGGGAAUCAACUUCGUAAGCGAAGUACGAGAAAUUCCCGAGGCUACUUCUCUAGUUAUCCAGACGAAGGUAUCUGGAUGCAGGAUCUUGGCAUUUGGAAAGCCUAUCCAACCGUCAACAACGAAGCUUCCGUCAGGGAUUCUACAGAAAUAUCCUUUCUAGUGAACGGCUGCGACGUGUCCUCGGUAAUGGCCAGCAGAUAUGUUGCGGUUCUACCCUUUGCGUACUUUCCAUCGUUGCAAGCUGUUGCUGUUGAGUUUCCUUUGGACGAUCCGAGAUACAACAUUCUUCUUCUUAUGCCGACGGAUAGAACAGAUACGCAUCGUUUGGCGAGAGAUCUCGGGAGGAAGUCAUUGAGAUGGUUACGGAAGCAGUUGCAACCAGCUUGGGUCAGAGCUACCAUACCCUCUUUCAUGCUACGCGGUUUUGUCACCCUCACGUCUUUUCUUCAAAGACUUGGAAUAACCGAUGUCUUCGAGCCAAGAGUGGCCGACUUGUCACCGAUGACUCCGGAUUUAGGAGUUUACGCUAGAGACAUCCAACAAAGCAUAGGAGUGAAUAUAAGGAAUUACAUGAAGCCGGAUAGGACCCACUCUCGUGAGUCAACUAAUAUCGAAUCACCGAUUCCCGUCGUACCGUCUCGUCGAGAUUCUUACCGUUUUCUUCUUCAUUCAGGAAAUGGUUUAUUCGAACGAGCUGGACCAGUGCCUUUUACCGUCGUGCAUCCGUUUCUUUAUUUUAUCAUCGAUACUGAAACCUCGGUAACAUUGAUUGCCGGUCGAGUGGACGAUCCUCUUAAUUCAAGAAUCAUUUAGAUUUCGUUGAGAAUUCUUUCAAUACGAAUCGAUACGAGAUUAUUGGAAAUUACCAAGUAUCAGGUAAAGAACAAACGAAAAACUCCAAAGUAAUAAUAAACGUAUAUUUAUUUGACGACUCUUAUAAAUAACUACAAACUUAUAAACAAGUAUACAUAUAUAUUUAUUUACUGAA
Vespula pensylvanica (western yellowjacket) is the source of this 2806-nucleotide messenger RNA. RefSeq lists its product as uncharacterized. Gene Ontology annotation, molecular function: serine-type endopeptidase inhibitor activity. The record is from RefSeq and is a predicted model, not a curated record. The transcript is spliced from 7 exons. Lineage: Eukaryota; Metazoa; Arthropoda; Insecta; Hymenoptera; Vespidae. Bases 478 to 2631 code for a protein of 717 amino acids.